Molecule: messenger RNA, 1319 nt
Organism: Capsicum annuum
Lineage: Eukaryota; Viridiplantae; Streptophyta; Magnoliopsida; Solanales; Solanaceae
Exons: 5
Coding region: 222-1022 (266 amino acids)
Biological process (GO): snRNA export from nucleus
Source: RefSeq, a predicted model, not a curated record
UCCCUGUUAAAAGUAAUUAUUUAGGUAGGCAAAUAUAUUACGGUAUUUACACUUAGAUCCAAUUAGGGUUUAAGGAGAACAAAUAUAGUCCAAUUCAAGAAUCUCACCAUUUUUAUUAUAUAAAAGCUCGAAGCUUUUUGCAGUAAAUCCAUAACCCAGAAGAAGAUAAAGAAGAAGACAAGUAUAGAGAAAUCGUCUCCUGCAGUUUUUUCUCUAAUUCAAUGGAUUUAGAGGAUAGCGUUUUAAAUUUCUCUGAUGAAGACGAGAGCUUCGAGGAUGAUGAAGAUGUUAAAAUGAAUGAUAUUGAGGAAGGAGAACUGGUUGAGAAGAUUUCCAAGACUGGAUUAGAGGAAACUGGUGGUGCAUCUGCCAGCUCCAUAAAUCCUCCUUCAGGCAAAAAAUGUCGGAGACGCAGGAAGAAGAACAAGGGGAAGAACAAACAUAAGGGAGGUUCUUCAGGUCCAAAGGUCACAGACAUUAACAGAUUUGUUUUGGAUGUCGGUAAGCGCUUGAAAGAGAGGAAAUCUUAUCUCAUAUGGACUGCGGUUGGUUGUCUUGGCGUAUCUGCUUUGAGUGAUCUUGUGAAAGAGGUGGACGCAAUUCAGAAUUGUGGUGGCCAGAAGACUGCUGAUGGCAGGCGUUACCGGACAGGUGGUGGAAUAUUGUGGAGCAUCCUUAAAGUACGAGAUCCAAAUGCAUACAAAGAGAUAAUGACGAAAGGGAAGGAGUUUGAGAAGCAAUUUAAGCAGGCUAAGUUCAAGCAAGGACCGAUCCAAAACAAAGAAGCUUCUUUGGAGGGAUCUAUUCAGUCUAUGGGAGACAACGUUACAGCUAGUUCUUCAGAUGUAUUGCUGCAGCAAGAUCCUGUUGAACAGUCAAAUAGUGGAGCCAAACGUGCACCUGUUCAUGAUAGAAUAAGGAUGCCUGUCACGUAUGAUGAUCUCUUUGAUGAAGGGAAGGAUUCAAAGGUGCCAUUAGCUUUAAUGCCUUCGGAGAAAAGCUCAUAUGAUGUGGUGGAGUGAGGCGAUCCUAAGGAUAUAUCAAGUUGCUGUUACAAAUUACGAUCAGCUAAGACUAGGGGAUUUGAGAAAUGAAUCAACUUGAUUUUUUGAUAUAGCCUCGUAUUACAGCUCGUCAAGUUGAAUUUUACUUGUGAACUUCUAGAUACCAUGGGUACUCUCUUCCCUUUCAAUUUGUUCAUCAUCUUAUUCUUAGUAAAUACGUAUGUUCGCAGUGGCCGUAAGUUUUUCCAGAUCUAAUGAAAAUUUUGCAAUUUUCCGGGAGAGGAAAUGCAAUCAUAUUGCUUGCUAGCUACUAUA